AUCAUUCUCAGCAUCACAGCACAAGAACUAUAACUUUGUAACAGCUGAUAUCAUUCCAAAUAAACUUCAUCAGCUAUUCAAACAACCUUAUUAAAUCAACAAAAUGGCUGGAACGAUUGCGAAGCAACAAGCAGGCGUGGAUGUUGAGACGUACGGGCCUUUUGGCAAUCAAAGUGGUGUAAAAUGGUCGUUGGUGCUUGACCCCAAUGAAUAUAUAACCCAAAUAAUCCUAAAAACUGGCGCUUUGGUUGAUUCAAUUGUGUUUGCCACUACAAAGCCCACAGCUUUUGGUCCUGUCACAAAUCGGCGCAAGUUUGGCGGUGAUGGUGGCCCUAACGAAUUUAAGAUAGAACUGAAAGAUGGGGAGUACAUUACACGGAUAAGUGGAGCAAUUGGGACAUGGAAUUCGAAUCGUGAAGUGGCUAAGCUCAAGAUAUAUACUAAUUUGCAGCCCGAUGGGUACGGCCCUUAUGGAGGUACACAAGCCACGAAGGAUCUUUCUGAGUUUUCAUCAACAAUUCCAUCCGGUGGUCGUGUUCUUGGCUUUUUUGGAACUUUAAAUAAUUACCUACAAUCAAUUGGAGUCUACGGAAAUAAGAAAAUUGUGCAGUAUGGACCGUAUGGAAAUCAAUUGAAAGGUCAACAGUUCUCCACUAAGAUCGAUGGGAAUGAAGUUAUAAAAGAAGUGAUUAUAAGGCAUGGAAAAUGCAUCAAUGCAAUUGGGUUGGUUUCCGCAAGUGCUUUGUCUGCCUUUGGUGGCACCUUAAUCAAUAAUGAAUCUAAGAUUAUGCUAAAGUCUGAAGAAUACAUAACAAAAAUAAGUGGAACUUCUGGAGAAUAUGAAUUCGCCAAUAAUGAACGUGUGAUCUCCACAUUGAAGAUACAUACAAAUCUUCGUCAGGAUGGUUAUGGACCAUUUGGAACCGGGGAGGAUACCAAAAAUUGUAAUGUGUUUUCAUUUCCUGACGAAUUUAAUGGACGCAUUGUUGGAUUCUUUGGACAUGCUGAUGACUACCUUUAUUCUCUUGGAAUCUAUGCUCAAUAGAAUGAUCUUAAGUUUAGGCAGUGCUUGGAUGUUAUGGCUCCCACCAGCAAAAUGGCCGAUUCACGAUCUUUCUAUUUAUGUCUGCAUUUAAUUAAAGAGUUUUAAGUGUAUUUGUUAUUUUCUUUGAUUCUAAUAUUUCCUUCAAUAAGCCAUCCACAUGUACUAUCAAUUUGGGUUGCCCUUUGAAUUAAAUAUGAUUUGUUGUAAUCUUAAUCAGUUAUUAUUACUUUUUACUAAUUUCCUUUCAAUAAUACCUACUUUUGAUUAAUCAUAAAUAAUACUAA
This is a messenger RNA of Amaranthus tricolor (Joseph's coat), 1329 nucleotides long. RefSeq names its product jacalin-related lectin 35-like. Bases 104 to 1045 code for a protein of 313 amino acids. NCBI's taxonomy places the organism in Eukaryota, Viridiplantae, Streptophyta, Magnoliopsida, Caryophyllales, Amaranthaceae. The record is from RefSeq and is a predicted model, not a curated record. The transcript is spliced from 6 exons.